CAAGGUGACGCUCACGUGUUCAGUGUUUUGGUAAACGUUUGAAAGAGGAGAGGAAGCGGCGAGCAAAAGACAACAUUCUGUACUCUUUUAUCAAGUAUUUGCCUUGUGCCGCGCGCUGUGAGCCAUGUCAAAUGCACUGGAGAGUUAUGUGAACCAUCUUGUUUCAGUAAUCACAGCAGAUGGAAGAAAUAUUGUGGGAACGCUAAAGGGUUUUGAUCAAGCUGUGAAUCUGAUUAUGGAUGAAUGUCACGAGAGAGUCUACAGUUCCCACCGAGGGGUAGAGCAAGUUAUCUUGGGGCUUUACAUAGUCAGAGGAGAUAAUGUGGCACUCAUUGGUGAAGUUGAUGAAGACCUGGAUUCAAGAUUAGACUUAGAGAAUAUUCGAGCAGAACCCCUUAAUGAGUGUAAAACAUAGAAUCAUUAUUAUUUAAUAAAUGUCUUUUGAUAAAUGUUAUGUUCUGGUCACCUUACUUUCGUUUGGUAUUUCCCUGCAUUGCUACAAGUUGUGGGACUUCAUGCAGACUGAAAGGCUGUGAGAUACAGAUAUUAGUCUGUUUAUAUAGUCUGGGAAAACAUUAAUAUAUCUUUAUAAUUUAAGUGCAUUCAACAUCUCCAUUUACAGAUUGUUAAUGUUUGGAAACACUGAUUUUGAGCGUACUGCAUGGGAAAAGGUUUUGCUGUUUUUGACGAUAAAAGGCAAUGGCAAAUGUUAGUAUUUAUUUUAUGAUGAAAAGUACAAUCUCUUUCUUCUGAAUAUGUACAAAUGCGAAGAUUAUUCUUGCAAGAUAAAUGGAAUACCAUUAAUAGUCAUGCUUGUAACUCUUGGACUCACAGAUUGAAAGGAAAUUGGAAUGUUACAUGUUGCAUGUUGACUCUUAUACUGUCUUUUAUAUACCUGAACAUGAGAGCUAGAAAGAGGACAUUUUAAGGCUUACACUUAAAUACCAGGCUAAUUUUAGAGUUCAGGGUACAUUUAUAAUUUAUAUGAUAGUAAAUAGAUAAACCUUUUAUGUACAUUUCAUGAUUUUCUGGUUAGAUCUAUAACAAUUUCACCAUGCCUAAGGUCCUUAGAACAGCUGUGAAAUCACUGCCAACACAAAUCUUGCUAUAUUUCAGAUAUGUCCAUUUAUGUCCUGAUGUAUUAGUAUAUGAAUAGCCUUGAAAUAUAGUGUGUUUUGAAGUACUA
Messenger RNA from Penaeus vannamei (Pacific white shrimp), 1186 nucleotides. Its product is annotated as U6 snRNA-associated Sm-like protein LSm8. Gene Ontology annotation, biological process: mRNA splicing, via spliceosome. Gene Ontology annotation, molecular function: RNA binding. The record is from RefSeq and is a predicted model, not a curated record. Gene Ontology annotation, cellular component: U4/U6 x U5 tri-snRNP complex; U6 snRNP; precatalytic spliceosome. NCBI's taxonomy places the organism in Eukaryota, Metazoa, Arthropoda, Malacostraca, Decapoda, Penaeidae.